Messenger RNA from Scophthalmus maximus (turbot), 3239 nucleotides. It is a transcript of the gene fam49al, whose product is annotated as family with sequence similarity 49 member A, like. NCBI's taxonomy places the organism in Eukaryota, Metazoa, Chordata, Actinopteri, Pleuronectiformes, Scophthalmidae. The record is from RefSeq and is a predicted model, not a curated record. The transcript is spliced from 12 exons. Gene Ontology annotation, biological process: regulation of actin filament polymerization. Gene Ontology annotation, molecular function: small GTPase binding. The coding region runs from base 439 to 1410 and encodes 323 amino acids.
GAGAGAGGAAGAGGGAGGGCUGUGUGGCGUGAGGCAGUGCGUGUGCUCAGUGUUUAGGUGAAUCCACAGCCCUCUGGCUCACAAGAAUAAAGGAUCCUCACAGAGGAGGAGAAAGAAAAGAAACACAGAGACUUAUUCCCCCUUUUUUGCAUCCUCUGUCUCUCGUUCUCUCCCAAGCCACCGGUUCUCAGUGUCUGCAUUUUGUCUCUUUUCUUUGCCCUUUGCCCGUUGUCCUUCUCUUUUGUUCCCUGCAUCCAUCAUUGCUUCACCUCGGUCCAGAGAGAAGGAAGGAAACGCAAGAGUCAGAGGCAUCAUCCUCCCCUCCCGCACACACCCAGCCGGUGGUGGGUGCUGAUGCUGUAACCACUGGAGCUGACAGGCCUUGGUUGAUGCAGUGAAGUGUUCCAGAGGGAUAAACACAAGCGAAGGUCGCCAGCCAUGGGGAACCUCAUUAAGGUCCUUGGCAAGGAUUUAGAGAACUGUCCACAUUUUUUCCUGGACUUUGAAAAUGCCCAGCCCACGGAAGCAGAGACGGCCGUGUGGAACCAGGUCAGCGCUGUGCUGGAGGAGGCUCAUGGGAUCCUCGCCGAGCUGCAGUCUUAUAAUGGCGCAGGCCAGGAGAUACGAGAAGCCAUCCAGAACCCCGGCGACCUCGCUCUUCAGGAGAAGGCCUGGAACGCAGUCUGCCCCCUGGUGGCCAAGCUGAAGAGGUUCUAUGAGUUCUCCCUCCGACUUGAGAACGCCCUGCGCAGCCUGCUGGAGGCGCUGACGAGCCCGCCAUACGCUCCCAUGCAGCAUCUGGAGCGAGAGCAGGCCCUGGCCAAACAGUUUGCUGAGAUCCUUCACUUCACACUCAGCUUUGAUGAGCUAAAGAUGACGAACCCAGCCAUUCAGAAUGACUUCAGCUACUACAGGAGGACCAUAAGUAGGAACAGGCUGAACAACCAGCAGCUGGAGGCGGAGAACGAGGUCAACAAUGAGAUGGCCAACCGGAUGUCCCUGUUCUACGCCGAAGCAACGCCGAUGCUGAAGACUUUGAGCAACGCCACCACCAAGUUUGUCUCAGAGAAUAAGACCCUGCCCAUCGAGGACACCACAGACUGCCUGAGCACCAUGGCCUGUGUGUGUCGUGUCAUGCUGGAGACUCCGGAGUACCGCUGUCGGUUCACCAACACAGACACCAUGCUGUUCUGUAUGAGGGUGAUGGUGGGCGUCAUCAUCCUCUACGAUCACGUUCACCCCGUCGGAGCGUUUGCCAAGACCUCCAAAAUCGAUAUGAAGGGCUGCAUCAAGGUGCUGAAAGAACAACCGUCCAACAGUGUGGAGGGACUUCUGAACGCACUGAGGUAUACAACACGACAUCUAAAUGAUGACAGCACCUCCAAACAAAUCAGGGCCCUCCUGCAAUGAACCACAGAGAAGAGCGGUGGAGGGAGGGAGAAGGGAAGGAGUGAAGGAGGAGGAGGAAACAAACACCAGUGGCUGAUAAACCUGUUUGUUUACAAUGAACAAAGUGAAUCAUCUCCAGGUUUUGAAAAACCGGAUGCUAAUAGGAAGAGGAAAGUAAUUAUAUAUAUUGUCAGCUGUCCAUCAUUCAGUCUCUCAUUUUGUAAAGUAAGAAAAGAGAAAAGAAAAAAAAGCCAGAAAAGAAAAUAUAGAUAUAUAUUAAAACAAGUGAAACACAAGCAGCAAGAUGAAAAAUAGGUAGUUUAAAGAAGAAGCUAUAUAGGAAAAUCUAAGGUCAGAAACUGAAGUUAAGUGGAGAUGUACAAAAACAAAAAAAACAAAAAAAAGGGUUUGUGUUCCAACAGUAGUCUGACAAGUAUUUUUGCACACACUUUGAAAACAACGCCAUCUCCUUUGCCCUGAAAUCAGAUCCCAAACUGAUUCCCUGCCCCCCCCCCCCCCCCAUUCACACUCAGUUGAAGCAGAUGUAGAGGCCUGGCGCCGCCUCCCCGCCUCCUUCAGCUGCACCAAUCGCCACCUAGUGAGGCAAUAUGAUGGAUACACUCCGGAGAUUUGCCUCCAACCUGUUUCAUUUCUUUUCUACAUCCGUGCAGCUGAAGGAAGGGGGGACUACCUUUUGUUAGGAUGCCUCCUUUAUUUGCCCCGAUUUCUUCCUCGUUGACCAUCGCCCCCUUUCCCACCUGGUCCAUCCAUGGGAUGUGUGUUUUUCCCCUUGGCACAAAACGAAAAAGCCAUCCACGUGUGCCCUUUGACGCUGUACAUGUUCCAGCACAAAACAUCUCGCGAGUCGCCUGGCUUUACUUGAACGACGUCAUUAACCAUUGCUCCUUUCUCUCCAUGGUGCUAAUGUGGUCUAGAUAUCACACUAAAAGCUAGUUGUUAUUUGGCAGGAAAACAAAGUGUUUCUUCACACACCCCUUUUUUGGCACGAAUAUGUUAAACCUUAUAUUGCAAGAACAGCAGAUCUGCUUUCAGCUUUUCUGUGGUUUCACAGUAGUGCAGAAACAGGGAAGAACGAGAGUAAGAUCCGUGAAAGUCGUUCGAGGAAAUCCCAGCCCACUUAACUUCUUCACCCAGUGCCAAAGCUGAGUGGUUCCCACUCUUAUCACAUCAUCAGGCCGAGGCUCGAGGAGGCGGGGCUUGGAGGGGACACAGACACAGUGAGAAGGCGGUGGUCAAACCGUGUAAAUAUGUGAGGGUAUUCUCAGCAGGCUUCUACCUGGCCAGCCUGGGCCCCCAAGGAAAAAUACAACAAACAGGGACAUCUGCAUACGACUACAGAGUUCUUUCUUUUAGUAUGAGGUCGAUGAAGUUGUUAAAUAAGUGGGGAAAUAAAAGUGAGAAUAAGAAAAAAAGAUUCAAAAGGAGAUUAAAAUGAAGUGCUGUACUUUGGAUGUCUAUAGCCCUUAGUCGAAUUUCAUUUCAUCUUAUAAUAUAUUUUCUAUACAGGGGUAUGUGCACAAGCAUAUUCUGUAUAAAUAUAUAGAUGGCAUGUUGUAAAAGUUCUGACGGAAUGUGUAAAUAAGGUGUUUUUAUUCAUUUUUAAUUGUUCAGUGAUGCUGAAAUUGGGUGUGUGUCGUCUCUCAGAAUUACCAUGCGUUUUGGCUCGGACCAUCGGACUUGCCGUAGUCAUAGGUUUCAGGAAUUCCGCUUCAUUGUGGCGAAUGAACCAGAGGGAGGGGGGGGACGCUGUGGGUGGGUAGGGGGCCAUCCAUUUGCUUGUUAUUUUGUACAUUUUGUGCAACAAUAAAACUUGUCAUUUAUUACAUUAA